AACUUUACCAACUCACUUCCCUAAACCCGAUAGCAGCACAUUUAUAACAUUCGGCCGGCUAAGUACUAUGGCGGCAGCGCUAGUACUGGUGGUGGUGGUAGCUGCAGCCAUCCACGGCGGGGAAGGGGCGUGGUGCGUUGUGAGAAGCGAAGCUAGCAACCAGGCUCUGCAAACGGCUAUUGACUACGCCUGCGGGUCAGGAGCCGAUUGUGUGCCCAUACAACCGUCUGGUCUAUGCUACUUGCCAAACACGAUCCAGGCCCACGCAUCUUACGCCUUCAACAGCUAUUACCAACGCAAGUCCAACGCCCCUGGCUCCUGUGACUUCUCCGGCUCCGCCACCCUCGCCAAGACCGAUCCCAGUUACGGAUCGUGUGUCUUCCCCGCAAAUCCAAGCACUGCUGGAGCGACAACCUCAGGAGGAGGAACGACUCCUACAAUCCCAGGAUUUGGAGCAGCGCCGCCGCCGCCGCCAACGCUGCUUGCACCGCUCAUGGGAUUGACAACACCCCCUCCUCUAGGACCCGACGAUGACACAAACAGUGCUUCUGCACCUUCAUCAUCUUCAAUCACAAUUUUGGUGGUGAUGGUUUUUCAUUGUCUUUCUUAAUUAUCAUCAAAGAAGAAACAUUAAUGCCCCAAUUUGGCAUCAAUGAAGCAUGCAUAGCAGAAAUGUCCAAUCUCUAGUAGGUAGAUAUUAAUUAACUUACAUCCUUUGAUAUUUAUUUAUUGCAAGUUAGGAAACGAACUGAUUAGUAUUUAUAUUCGAUUUCUACUAGAGUAUUGUUCUCCUUAUAAUAUACCCAACCUGAAAUAUAUACAUUUUUUCUUACAUUCUUCAAACUAAAAA
Impatiens glandulifera is the source of this 850-nucleotide messenger RNA. Its product is annotated as PLASMODESMATA CALLOSE-BINDING PROTEIN 3-like. The transcript has 3 exons. The record is from RefSeq and is a predicted model, not a curated record. NCBI's taxonomy places the organism in Eukaryota, Viridiplantae, Streptophyta, Magnoliopsida, Ericales, Balsaminaceae. Bases 68 to 610 code for a protein of 180 amino acids.